This is a messenger RNA of Mytilinidion resinicola, 3301 nucleotides long. RefSeq names its product oxysterol binding protein 1. Gene Ontology annotation, cellular component: cytosol; intracellular membrane-bounded organelle; plasma membrane. The coding region runs from base 1 to 3006 and encodes 1001 amino acids. The record is from RefSeq and is a predicted model, not a curated record. The transcript has 2 exons. Lineage: Eukaryota; Fungi; Ascomycota; Dothideomycetes; Mytilinidiales; Mytilinidiaceae. Gene Ontology annotation, molecular function: sterol binding. Gene Ontology annotation, biological process: endocytosis; ER to Golgi ceramide transport; piecemeal microautophagy of the nucleus.
AUGGCGGGAUUGGAGCAGGUCGAGGUCCACAGCAAGUCGUAUCUUGUUCGCUGGGUAAACGUGUCAGCUGGCCAUACCAUCUCCUGGAGCAUACAGCCGCACAAGAAGUCCCUCAACUUCGGCAUCUUCAAGCAUCCAGGCACCAACAACGACAGCACCACGGGCCUCCCCUCCUCCGCCGUAUUCGAUGGCCCAGCCACUCCCGCCCUUGAGGUCCCAACGCACCAGACGCGGCCUCGAGGCCACUCCAAUGCGCUGACGCGAAACGACAAAUCAUGGGUCGUGGAAAAGCUGCAAGGCCUUGGUUACAAAAAGGUAGCGUGGGCGGGGAAGUGCGAGGCGGACAAGGUGUCCAUGGGUAAAUUCGACGUACCAGAAGGCGAAGGAGGCAUGUAUGGCCUAGUUUUCGACAAUACCUUCUCCAAGACGGUCUCGAAAACGGCGACAUUUGUUCUCAUUACCCACCCGACAAACGCGCCCCCGAAAUCUGGCCAUCACAUGCAUUACGCCCAGAAUUACAAUGCCGGAGCCAGUAGCUCAAGUCUUCCGACCAAGUCGAGUCCGAGACUUCUUGCCGUCAGCGACUCCACCGAUUCGUUGCCGCAAGAUCCUUCUGUGGGAAACAAAAUCAACGUUGAAUUCAGACCGAAAUCAUCCCAUACAGGAGACUCGAAUAGUUUCAAUGACGGCACCUUCUACACGGGAAUUCUUCAGAAAAAGAGGAGAAAGAAGAAUCAAGGCUACGCCCGGAGGUUUUUCUCCUUGGAUUUUACCUCGUCCACCCUAUCUUACUAUCGAAACAACCACUCCUCUGCGCUGCGUGGCGCCAUUCCCUUGUCUCUGGCAGCAAUUGGGGCCAACGAGAAAACGAGGGAAAUCUCCGUAGACUCGGGGGCUGAAGUUUGGCACUUGCGUGCUAACAAUAAGAAAGAUUUCGAAGCGUGGAGAAAUGCUCUAGAACGAGCCGCCGCGACCGCCGGGGGCAUCUCGUCUCCUACCAUCGCUAUUCAAAAUCCCACGUGGCCAAACGGUCCUCAAAUGGUCAAUCAAGCGGAAGAACGGGAAUGGGCGAGAGUAGAAUCACUGGUAGGACGGGUUGCAGGAACAAGAGAUGCCGUCAGACGGUUAGCACAGGACACAGAUCCAAAGUACUCGUCGACGCUAGCUGGACUUGGUAUUGCGAAAGCGUCCGAAAGCCUCUCUCCCAGCCCGACUGAUGGUGAGCCAACAGACUACUUUCCCAGCACGUCCAGUGGUGAGAAGAUGCCAUUUUGGAAACGGAAAGCUAGUAGUUCCGGAGCUAGCACCAGCCCUUCAGGUGUCUUCCGGAGAAGUGUCUCAGCCCAGCUUGCUGUUGCAUCUCCCUCGACUCUACCUCCUGGAUCGCCAAUACCAAACGGGAGUUUGGCAGUACCGAAGAGGCAGAGCCGCGCGACGAGUCACCCCCCGCCUGAGGAAGGCGUGCACGACAAUUGCAUGUCUUUGUUACGCGACCUUGACAGCGUGAUCCAGGAGUUCUCUACAUUGCUGAACGAGAGUCGGGCCAGACGGACUCCUGCUCCUCUAUCUACUCCAGCGCGCAACAGCAUCGACUCCCAAUCUUCCGAGGAGUUUUUUGAUGCACACGAUGGAGAGACAGUCCGUUCAGGGCUUCUCACAAUCCGGCGAGAUAGCGGCGAGAAAUCAGAACGCGAGGAUGCUUCUGACGGCGGAUCUGAGUCCAGCAGUGAAGAAGAAGGUCCGGGCUCAUUCGAACGAAGAGCAACUUUCCGCGAAGGGCAACCCUCUAUCUUCCCUGGGAAGCCAAAAUCUCUUACUCCUCUUCCGAUUGAUCCUGUCCGUCGCCGAAAUACCGUCCCACCACCAAAGACCAAUCCUCCAAGCUUGAUCAGCUUCUUGCGAAAGAAUGUUGGCAAAGACCUUUCCACAAUUGCCAUGCCAGUUUCGGCCAACGAGCCAACCUCCCUUCUACAACGCAUUGCAGAACAAAUGGAAUACACGGAGCUUCUCGACGCGGCAUCUGCUGCUCCCUCUGAGACAGGCGAACGCCUCGCUCACGUUGCCGCAUUCGCCAUAUCCACCUUCUCCAACGCUCGCGUAAAAGACCGUGCCAUCCGCAAACCCUUCAAUCCCAUGCUUGGCGAGACAUUUGAGCUCGUCCGCGAAGACAAAGGCUACCGAUUCAUUGCCGAGAAGGUCUCCCACCGGCCCGUUCGCAUGGCAUGCCAAGCCGAGUCCGCCAACUGGACGUUCCUCCAGUCCCCAAUGCCCGUGCAAAAGUUCUGGGGCAAAUCCGCCGAGCUGAACACAGAGGGCUGUGCGCGUGUCUUCUUCCACAACUCAAACGAGCACUACAGCUGGAGUCAGGCAACUAGCUUCCUCCGCAACGUCAUCGCUGGCGAGAAAUACGUAGAACCCGUGGGUACCAUGACAAUCGAGAACGAAAACUCGGGCGCCAAGGCUGUCUGCACGUUCAAAGCUGGUGGUAUGUUUGCUGGCCGCAGUGAAGAAGUCACGGUGCAGGUCUUCGACGCGUCGGGCGAGCUCCUCCCACUUGGUCUCACUGGCAAGUGGACUACCGAGCUCAAUCUUACCAACAAUGGGCAGGGUAUUGGCCGUACCCUCUGGAGCGUCGGAUCGCUGGUCGAGAAUCCAACCCAGCACUACGGCUUCACCACCUUCGCGGCCUCGCUCAAUCAGGUCACUGAGAUCGAGAAGGGCAAGCUACCUGUUACUGACAGCCGGCUGAGGCCUGACCAACGAGCGGCCGAAGAGGGGGAUCUCGACCGUGCCGAAGCUUUGAAAGCACGGUUGGAGGAGCGACAGCGCGCGCGUAGGAGGGUCAUGGAAGAGCACGGAGAAGUAUGGACGCCGCGGUGGUUCGCGCCCAUUGAGGGAGCGGAAGUCGGGGAAGAGGUGUGGCGGCUUAAGAGCGGGAAAGAGGGGUAUUGGGAAGAGAGAGCGCGUAGGGAGUUCACUGAUGUUACGGAUGUUUUCCAGGCGUAAGGUGGUAGUACGAUAUUUGGAUGUUGGUAUUGAUAUCCGGUGGGCGGUACUGUCACUGUGGUUUAUAUAUCUUGCGCUCCCCAGGAUAGGACAGCGAGUUGGGGCUACUUUGCUGUAUAUGUAUUGCAACAACAAACAAACUCUGGCAUCUGAUUCUUCAUACCGGUGCGGAAUACUAGGUGAAGAUGUUAAGUGUCUGAUACCAGCCCUUUUAAACGUGUAGGACAGCAACAAGUCUUUGCAGGUCAGUUUUACGUUCAGCUUAUGGACACAUUCAAACGGAUUAAUAUGUAGG